AAGCACUUACACAGUUCUCUUAAAAGACCCCGGGGGAAAUUUUAUUCUAGGUUUUACGACGGUCUUUCGAACCCUUUCAUCUUGCCUCGUCGUUGUCGCCGUCCGUCUCAAUACUCGGGUCGGCUUCCUACCUCCUCCUGUAAGCGCGAGUUAGCUUACGAUAAGGAGUAGUUCCUUGGUUUCCCGCCUUCUUCAGCUGGGUCUCCCUCGCGGAUUCGUUGCGGAGACUGCGGAUUUUGCGUCCUAGGGCUUUUUUGUUCUGACUUCAUAGGGUUUCCUUCUUGAUUUUUUCUUAUUUUUUCGAUAUAAUGUUGAGUGGGACACCGGAUCCACUGGAGCGGUGGAUCGGUGAUGGGUUAGCCGCAUCGGCGGCGUUGGAGGAGGAACAAGGGAUAGACCAUUUCGAUCGGCUGCCGGAUUCGAUCCUCCUCGUCAUCUUUAAUCAUAUUAAAGACGUAAAGGCGCUUGGGCGCUGCUGCGUUGUCUCCCACCGCUUCCACUCACUUGUACCCCUUGUCGAUAACGUUUCUGUCCGCAUCGACUGCGUCGUCUCCGACGAUCUCUCCACGUCGCCUUCCUCCUCUGGCUCUUCAGCUGCUGCAGAGAAGACUCGAAGCGUUUUCUCUCACUUUGCGCGCGCUUUCCUGGGUGGCAUCGUUCGCCCAAUCUAUGCCCUCGGUCAGAUCCUCUCCUCUUCCCCAUCCAAGCGCCUUUCGUAUGUGGAAUCUUCUUUCUCUGAAGUUUCCCACUAUUCGCCAUCCCAGGUCCUCAAGAGCUUCAAGGAGAUUCGCCGCCUGCGGAUUCAGCUCCCUGCAGGCGAGCUAGUAGUCAAUGACGGGGUACUUCUUAAGUGGAAGGCUAACUUCGGAUCCACCAUCAACAGCUGCGUUAUACUCGGUGCCUCCUCCGUCAUUUCCUUGUCAUCCCCAUCCCUGUCCACCCAAUUCGGGAGCCCUAACCCUGCUCCUGAUCUCUGCAGUGGAGAAGACAACAAUAGCAUCCCUGAAUCUUUCUAUGUCAAUGGAGGCCUCAAGCUUAGAGUUGUGUGGACAAUCAGCUCCCUGAUUGCUGCCUCGGCCCGACACUACCUCCUCCAGUCAAUUGUCAGUGAUCAUGAGACAUUGGAGUUUUUGGAUCUCACCGAUGCAGAUGGCCAGGGGGUGCUGAGCAUGAAUAGACAUCAGCUGCAGGAGCUAACAGUGAACCCGGUCUGCGCAUCAGGUUCAUCACAGAGGACAUUAAUGCCUGCACUCAGCAUGAGGCUGUGGUAUGAGCCACUGCUCGAGAUUCCCUGUGGAAUGAUGCUGAAGGGGGCUACACUGGUGGCUAUCCAGCCCAGUGAAGAGAGGUCGAGAGAAAUGAUGUCUGGUGGAAGUUGCACUAGUGACGUGGCGCCUGAUUUGUCUUGGGUCUCAAAUGCAUUUGAGGAGCCAUACAAUAUUGCGGCAAGCAUGUUGAUGGAGAGGAGGUCAUAUUGUCUUGAGAUGAAUUCUUUCUAAAAGCUUUGAAGGAUCCAUGAAAGUUCCCUUGGGAGGUUACAAGGAUUAUGAAUAUGAGAAGGAAGAGCUAUUCAUUCAUGUAUGAAGGGAAAGAAGAGAAAUCUCGGAAUACCAGGUGAUGAACAUUUUUACCACUGAAAGAAAAUACAGUUACUGACAUUGCUGUGGCUGCUGUAUGGUAUCUUGUGAGCCAAAGAGAGAACUUGGAUGCUUCGUUGAAGCCUUCUUGAGGCUCCCCCCACCUGGACUUGCUGCCAGUAAGGUUGUGUGAUCUCAAGUGAAUACACUCUACAUGUUUUGCAUCGUAAAAUUCAGUUUUUAUUUAUUUUAAUUGGUGAAGCGCAAUCCAUUUUUAAUUCCAGUUCA
Dendrobium catenatum is the source of this 1865-nucleotide messenger RNA. RefSeq names its product F-box protein At4g18380. Gene Ontology annotation, molecular function: protein binding. The transcript has 2 exons. The record is from RefSeq and is a predicted model, not a curated record. Bases 309 to 1499 code for a protein of 396 amino acids. NCBI's taxonomy places the organism in Eukaryota, Viridiplantae, Streptophyta, Magnoliopsida, Asparagales, Orchidaceae.